Loa loa (African eye worm) is the source of this 327-nucleotide messenger RNA. RefSeq lists its product as hypothetical. NCBI's taxonomy places the organism in Eukaryota, Metazoa, Nematoda, Chromadorea, Rhabditida, Onchocercidae. Bases 1 to 327 code for a protein of 108 amino acids. The record is from RefSeq and is a predicted model, not a curated record. The transcript has 2 exons.
AUGAGUAAAGAAGAGAUUGGAGAUGAAUUCGAGAAAUCUGGUCAGCCUGAAAUGGACGGAAAUGUUAAUAUUAGUACCACCAUAUAUUGUCCAUGCUCUUCUCGUCCUCCGCUUCAUCCAACAUCACAAUCUGCAUCAUUGAAUCCGGAAACGCAAAAGUCCGAAAAACCCGUAAAAGUCACCGUAAACCCGCUUACAAAACAAGGACAAAGAUAUAAAGCUGAAACUGAUAACAAAGAAGAGGAUGAAGCAGCACAGCUUAUCACUGAAAGACAACUGAAACGUCUAUCGGAAUGGAUUAAGCGAUGGAGGAUAGUAUCAGAUUAG